Molecule: messenger RNA, 2337 nt
Organism: Penicillium chermesinum
Lineage: Eukaryota; Fungi; Ascomycota; Eurotiomycetes; Eurotiales; Aspergillaceae
Exons: 10
Coding region: 1-2337 (778 amino acids)
Molecular function (GO): metal ion binding
Source: RefSeq, a predicted model, not a curated record
AUGGAGAGGUCAGUUGACAGUCCAGCGGGUCCAGAUCCCCAGGUCCAUCGCCCUGAGCAGCCACCGAUGGGUGAUGAGUUGUCAACUCAAUCUUCAUCCCAAGGCGUCACGUCCACGCGCGAAACAAAAGCUGCGCGCCAAUCAGCGCCCAAGAAGAAGGCCCGAUGUCGUUAUUUUGGGACUAAGAAAGGAUGCCGUGCCGGCGCCGAGUGCCCGUUCGUUCACGAUGACCCCGGCACCACAAGUUCAGCAGACCAUAGUCCGUCAAACUCCUCAACUAGCACUGCGCAGGACGUAGCAUCUCGUGUAGCCACUGGGGUCCAGAGCCUGUCAUUGAGCGAUAGGACUUCGAAACAAGCCACCAAAGCUCCUCAGGUGGCUCAAAUUCAAAGGCCCGUAUCGAAGGUCGAGAAGAAUGACCCAAGAGAGUUCCAAAUAAACCAGUUGCGGAGAAGAUUUCGUCCUGAAGAGACAGCAGAUGACAAUGGCACUAUCUUGAGCUUUGGAAUGGCCCCUUCGGACCCGGACUUUCCCUUCGAGCUCGACAGCCUUCAGUGCGUCUUGCAUGUGCCACGUCUGUAUCCCGAAACGGGGCGGGGGUUUGACGAUAUAGUCGACUUCGCAUUGCGUACGAAUGGUCGCGGAACGCUGCUCAGUUGGCUCAAUAGCCUAGAUCGACAGCUAGAAAAGCUGCUGACGAGUUUGGACAGGGGCCCGAAGCUUACUUUCGUGGCCAAUGCUGGCAAUCCGGGGCCUGCCAGGCAACCAGCUGCCAUUGGAAAGCAAACCCAGACUCAAGUUGUAACGCCCCAGGCAAUGGCAGCAGCCCCCCAAGCUACUGUGGCUACACCUUCACCGCAGCCCCUUGUCCGGCAACCCAUUUUCACCACCGAGCAAAAAGCACAGGCUGAAAAGCGAAGAUCAACAGAGACUAAGCAGCUCGAAGCUCGUCUCGGUAGACUUCCAUUGUUUCAAAAGCGCUCAGAAGGCUCGUUCAUUAUCCCCAUACAGCCCGCCAAGCAGGAUCGCCUUCCAAAGUCCCUGCAGACACUGAAGACAGUCAAGCUGUCAAUCCCUCUGCUAUACCCAUUACAUCAAAGCUACAUCGAGAUCCAAGGUAUCGACAGCCCAGAAGCCAGGUCUGUAGAGACAGGGUUUGCCCAAUGGGUUGAGAGAAACUCCCAGUUGAAUUUGGUCUCCCAGAUAAAUUAUCUGGCCAGCAAUCUUCACAACUUCGCUAAAACCCCCCUCCCGGAAAUUGCCGAGCAUUCCCAGCAUGAGCAUACUAUGCCACCAGCCCACGAUACCCCUUUGCCAGAACCAGAGUCUUCCAAGUCCGCCGAUGUAAACCAAGACAAGCCUCAUUUGCAUGUUAUUCCACGUCCGCCCGAGUGGUCUCUGCCCGAACAGAGCGAGAGUGAAGUGACCGACGAAUCAAGCUACCACACUUCCGAAGAGGAACCUUCUGACGAGGAAUCUGUUGAGGGCGGUGCCCCUGUCCCUGCAAUUCUUGACACCCCCGGGCGCGGAGUCGCUCUUUCAUUCCCAUUCAUGGAAUUGUACGGGAUUGAGCUCUUGGAAGUACUCUUCCUUGCUGUCACGAUAAAAUGUGAGCGUUGCAAGGAAUCGACGGACAUCAAGAAUGUCCCUCAGAUCACCGAACAAAGUCAAACUCUCAAAAUCGAGUCGUGCAGGAAAUGUGCCAACGCAAUGAGCAUAGGAUUCCGAAAGCAGCUGAUGCACUCUCAUGCCAACCGGGCAGGGUAUUUGGACCUAGGAGGUUGCAUUGUUGUAACUGACCUGGUUAACAGCAACUUUCUUCCCACGUGCUCUGAAUGCUCAACACCGUACCCCUCGCCUGGGGUAUCGUCUGUUCGUGGAGAAAGUACCAUGGCUAUAUGUCGCCACUGCCAUAGAAAAAUGGGUAAGCUCUAUAUGCCUUAUUCUAAUACAACCGAACAGCUGAUUGAGCCCUGUCUAGUUUUCAAGCUUCCCGAGGUUAAGUUUUUGGUCGUCGAUAAUGCUACAGAGAGGCCCUCGGAAUUGUCGCCGGUCAAGAACUUCCACGACGUGGUCGCUGCCAACACUACGGAAAGAGCUAUCGUUGGUUCAGAUUUGGUUGUUGUUCCAAAGUUUUCCCAUGCGAUAAAGCAGAUCUACCGACCUGAAGGUUGCGGAAUCUGUAAGGCUACUCUGGUCGGGAAAGCCGGGAGCGGCUUCUGGGAGGGUGGAAAAGGCACCAGGAACCGGGCCUUGAUGAGCCGAAAGGAUCCUCGGAAGUACAAACGACGAGGAGGCACGGUGCCAGGGGGCUCAAGCUCGUCCAAGCGGAAAUAG